Clupea harengus (Atlantic herring) is the source of this 1974-nucleotide messenger RNA. RefSeq names its product peptidase, mitochondrial processing subunit beta (gene pmpcb). Gene Ontology annotation, molecular function: metalloendopeptidase activity; metal ion binding. The record is from RefSeq and is a predicted model, not a curated record. Gene Ontology annotation, cellular component: mitochondrion. NCBI's taxonomy places the organism in Eukaryota, Metazoa, Chordata, Actinopteri, Clupeiformes, Clupeidae.
CCACUUGCAUCAGUUUGGCAUUAAAGAAGCGCAUGCGCGAUGACGUUUCACAUCAAAACAAUAUGGCGGCGUCCUUACAGCGUCUUGGGGCAGCUGGGAAGCACAUUGUGAAGAGGAAUUUAUACAAAACAGCUACAUUCACACGGCAUAAUGUUGCCACUAAACGGAGCGGGAGCACCCAAGCUGCUAGUCAUGUGGUCUUAAACGUGCCUGAAACUAAGGUCACCUCUUUGGAGAAUGGAUUACGAGUGGCCUCCGAGAACUCCGGAUUACCAACCUGCACCGUGGGCCUGUGGAUAGAUGCUGGGAGUCGCUAUGAGAACGCGAGGAACAACGGCACGGCACACUUCUUAGAACACAUGGCCUUUAAGGGGACGAGGAAGCGCUCCCAGCUGGACCUGGAGCUGGAGAUCGAGAACAUGGGGGCCCACCUGAACGCCUACACCUCACGGGAGCAGACCGUCUACUACGCCAAGGCCUUCUCCAAGGACCUGCCCCGGGCUGUGGAGAUCCUUGCUGACAUCAUCCAGAACAGCAUGCUAGGGGAGGCGGAGAUUGAGCGCGAGAGGGGCGUCAUCCUCCGAGAGAUGCAGGAAGUGGAGACCAACCUACAGGAAGUGGUCUUUGAUUACCUGCAUGCCACGGCCUAUCAGGAGACUGCUCUGGGCAGGACCAUCCUGGGCCCCACCGAGAACAUCAAGACCAUCAACAGGGGGGACCUGGUUGAGUACAUCACCAGCCAUUACAAGGGACCCCGGAUAGUCCUGUCAGCAGCUGGAGGUGUGAGUCAUAACGAGCUGAUUGAUCUGGCCAAGUUCCACUUUGGGAAGCUUCUAGCGGCAGAGAGAGAAGCUCCGCCUCUUCCUUUAUGCAAGUUCACAGGAAGUGAGAUCCGUGUCCGUGACGAUAAGAUGCCGCUGGCCCACAUAGCGGUUGCCGUGGAAGCGGUGGGCUGGUCUCAUCCUGACACCAUCCCCCUCAUGGUCGCCAACACCCUCAUUGGCAACUGGGACCGCUCGUUUGGAGGGGGCGUGAACCUGUCCAGUAAGUUGGCUCAGCAGGCCUGCCUGGGGAAUCUCUGCCACAGCUUCCAGUCUUUCAACACCUGCUAUACCGACACCGGCCUCUGGGGGCUCUACAUGGUGUGUGAGCCGGGCACCGUCGAGGAGAUGAUGCACUACACGCAACAGGAGUGGAUGUUCCUGUGCACGGCUGUGAGUGAGACCGAAGUGGACCGGGCCAAGAAUCUCCUCAAGACCAACAUGCUGCUUCAUCUGGACGGCUCCACCCCCAUCUGUGAGGACAUCGGCAGGCAGAUGCUCUGCUACAACCGCAGAAUCCCCUUACAUGAGCUGGAGGCUCGCAUAGAUGCCAUCAGUGCUGACACAAUCAAGGACGUGUGCACCAAGUACAUCUACAACAAAGCCCCCGCCAUCGCUGCAGUUGGCCCGAUUGAGCAGCUGCCCGACUACAACCGCAUCCGAAGUGGCAUGUACUGGCUUAGGACCUGAGAGAGCGGAAGCGGCUACACACACACACCUAACACAGGACACACACACACACCUAACACAGGACAAGAUCAAUGUCAGAUCUGCUGUAGAGGUGGUUGCUAGGGAGUCAUAUGUGAUGUCAUCAACCAUAAAAGCUAGUCACCUGACACCAGGAAAUAUGUGUGUGUGUCUUACAAACAUCUGUUUAUGUAAAGAGACCAGGAGAUAUGUGUGUGUAACAAACAGAUGUUUGUAAGUCACACACACACAUAUCUCCUGGUGUCUUAACUUUUACAAACAUCUGUUUAAGUAAAGACACCAGGAGAUAUGUGUAUGACUUACAAACAUCUGUUGAAGUUAAGAGACCAGGAGAUAUGCGUGUGACAUACAAACAUCUGUUGAAGUUAAGACAGUAUUUGUUUUCUGUAGAUUUACUUUAAAUUUUAUUAUAAAAUAAAGACCAACACAAUAAUUGUUAAAAGAA